AUGCUGCAAAGAAUCAGAUCCUGUACUGCAGUUCUUUUAGCCAUAGCUUCGGUUAUACUUCUUGCUUUAUUCUCCCCUCUACCCCACAGAGAAAACACCAUGAGUCACUGGCUAGCCUUGUCGUUGUACAUUCAACAUCCCAAGGUUGGUAGUGCCGUCCCCAUACCUUUGGCACCUUUGGCCGCCACCGGUGCCUUGAUCUUUCAUCACACGCAAAAAUGUUCCGGCAGUAUCAGUGUUAAGGCCAAAAAUGUUGGCCAUAAGAAUAAAGAACUUAAAGUUGUUGGUGGCACGGGGUCAUUUGCCUUUGCCCGUGGCCAUGCUGCUUUUGCACAAACAAAUGGUGAAAAUUCUAAUUUUGAUGCAACUUAUCAUAUAAAAUUGCACUUGAAAUUCCCUAAUAGAUCACAGAUAAUACUGGGAUAA
Fraxinus pennsylvanica is the source of this 426-nucleotide messenger RNA. The record is from the annotation of a GenBank genome assembly. Lineage: Eukaryota; Viridiplantae; Streptophyta; Magnoliopsida; Lamiales; Oleaceae.